UAAAAAGAAAAGCAUUCCCUUUUCAGCUCUCAGUGUCAACAACCUCCUAUCCUGAAGACACCCUCACCACAACUGAGAGAGUGGGGAAACAGUGAGACCUAGCAUCAUUUAAAACUCCACAGGCAGAAAAGCCAGAAGAGAAAAAUGAAGACAGGACAUUUUGAAAUGGUCACCGUGCUGUUGGCACCUAUGAUUCUAAUGGACAUCCUCCAGGUAAAAGCUGAAAUGUUAGAUAUGGCACAUAAUGCAUUUGAUGAUGAAUACCUGAGAUGUGCUAACCGGAUGGAAAUCAAAUAUGUUCCUCAACUGUUCAAGGAGGAAAAAGCAAGCCUCCAGCUCUUAGAAGAUGUGUGGGAAAAUGCAGAAGCCAGGUGGGAAGCUCGGAAGCCUCAGCUCUUUCUCCCUGUGAAUUUCAAGGAUAACUAUGGUAUAGCCUUGAUGGCCUAUAUUUCUGAAGCUCAAGAGCAGUCUUCCUUUUACCAUCUGUUCAAUGAAGCUAUGGAAAUGGCUGGCCAGUCUCGAAAAGAUUAUGUCUAUGGCUUCCAGUUCAAAGCUUUCCAUUUUUAUCUGACAAAAGCCCUGCAGUUGCUGAGAAGAUCUUGUGAGAACAGUUACAAAAACGUGGUGUACAGCGUAAGGCUGAAUACUUCAUUUACAUUUGGAGAGCUGAACCAAGCCCGACUUGGCCAUUUCACCUUGGCAUAUUCAUCCAAACCUCAAGCUGCUGAUGACCAACAUGUUCUGUUAACCAUCAAAACAUGUUUUGGAGUUGCCGUUGAAAAAUUUUUUGAUAAAGAAAGUGAAAGAAUUGUUUUAAUACCUCUGAAUGAGGUUUUUCAUGUGUCACAGGAUGAGGCUGGCAAAAACCUUAUCCUUCAGAGCACAAACAAGACCUGCAGCCACUAUGAGUGUGCAUUUCUAGGUGGACUAAAAACUGAAAGUUGUGUUGAGAACAUGGACUAUUUUCAACCUGUCUACAACCCUGGUGAGGAAAACCAGAAGCUGGAAAACCCUGAAGUGAAAAGCCAGGCAUCCACUGUCUUUCCUGGUAUGAAAAGCCAGGAAGCCACCCAGAUACCUGGAAUGAAAAUUCCAGAAUCUUUUUCACUACCUGGAAUAAAAAUGUUACAACCGGAUGAAAAACCUGAAGACAAAAGCCAAGAUAUCAACCAGCCUACUCCAGCUCCAGCAGUUCCAGUUCCAGGUCCCAAAAGCCAUCCUUCUGCAUCUUCUGGCAAAAUGCUCCUUCCCCAGUGUGGGACAUUCAUCAUUUUCAUCAGUAUAAAUCUCGGUCGCUCUGUAGUCUGAUACAUUCUUUACUUGUACUUUACAUUGUACUUGAAAUACAACUACAGGCAUCCCACAGAAAUCAUCAAAAGGAAUGAUGUAUUUUUCACUUGUUGGUCAACAUUCAGUUGAUAAAAUGUGAAUGUUAUUCACUUAGCAAUCUGGUAGUAAACCGAGAUAUCAUAAAAUUUGUUUUUCACUUAUUUCUAUAUUAAUUUUAUGAUUGUAAAAAAACUAUACUUUUAAUUCAAUAAAAGACCUUUAAUUU
Molecule: messenger RNA, 1555 nt
Organism: Budorcas taxicolor (takin)
Lineage: Eukaryota; Metazoa; Chordata; Mammalia; Artiodactyla; Bovidae
Gene: ART3
Product: ADP-ribosyltransferase 3 (inactive)
Exons: 12
Coding region: 145-1308 (387 amino acids)
Molecular function (GO): NAD+ poly-ADP-ribosyltransferase activity; NAD+-protein-arginine ADP-ribosyltransferase activity
Source: RefSeq, a predicted model, not a curated record